Striga hermonthica is the source of this 2151-nucleotide messenger RNA. The record is from the annotation of a GenBank genome assembly. NCBI's taxonomy places the organism in Eukaryota, Viridiplantae, Streptophyta, Magnoliopsida, Lamiales, Orobanchaceae.
AUGAUCAUGGAUCAAACGGGGCAUAGCGGGUCAUCAUUCCCCGGAAUGAAAUUUAGCAACCAAACUCUCCCAGUAUUUGUGGAUCCCAAUCUGAUCAGCAAUUUGAGAGUCAAUGAUAAUACCUUCAUAAACGGGAGUAGUCCUAAUGAUGUCACCCCCCGUUCGAAUCCCGAUGCCCAAGUCCAGUCAUCCGAAGGCAGCCCUCAGGAGGAUCUCGAUCUUAGUGAUAUGGUGCUCAAGUACAUAAACCACAUCCUCAUGGAAGAGGAUGUGGAAGAAAAGGCGUCCAUGUUCGAAGAGUCUGCAGCUCUUCAAGCCGCCGAGAAAUCAUUCUAUGAGGUCAUUGGCAAACAAUAUCCGAUUUCCAAAGACUACAGUAGUAAGCGUGUCCUCGAUCUGAAUCAGACCUUUGUGGACCCCUCCGAAAAUUCAUCAAAUGGCACAAGCACCUUGUGCCCAGACUGGAAUUAUGAUGCCGCUAGUGUUGUCCCUUCGCAAUCUUCGCAUAGUUCGUCGAGCAGCAGUGGCACCAUUACCGACUUCCCCAUUGAUUCUCCCGUGAGCACCCUGAAAAUUCCCGAUAUAUUCGGCGAUAGUCGGUCGGCUAUGCAGUUUAAAAAAGGAGCAGAGGAAGCAAGCAAAUUUCUACCUACCGGCAGCAAACUAGUUCUUAAUUUAAGUCGAAACGAGCAGUUGCCGCUUGAGAAGGCACAAAACCCAUUGUCAGCUAAUCCGGUGCUCGUUCAAGUAUCCAGGGGAAAAAGGAAUCCACCCCACGAAACCCCAGGCUUGGCAGAGGAUGGAAGGAGUAACAAACAAUCAGCCAUCUAUACAGAGUCGAACGUGAGUCCCGCCAUGUUUGACAUGGUUCUCUUGUGCAGCGAAGGAAAAAACGAGCAAGCCAUCCGGGAAGAACUCAUCGAGGUUACCAAAAGCACCCCACCGCAGAACAUCCAGCCACACAAGCCGGACAGUGGCAAGGGCACGACCAAGAAAAAACGAGGCAAAAGGAAUGUGGUUGACAUGCGGACGCUUUUGACCCUAUGCGCACAGGCUGUGGCGGCAGAUGACCGACGAACGGCAUCCGAAUUUCUCAAACAGAUUAGGCAGCAUGCGUGCCCAACCGGGGACGGCAUGCAGAGGCUGGCCCAUUACUUUGCCCAGGGCCUCGAGGCUCGUAUGGCCGGGUCUAGCACCCAGAUAUACAAAUCCCUCUUCAACAUGCCCACAUCGGCUGCCGACUUCCUCAGGGCCUAUCACAUAUACCUCGCCACCUGUCCCUUCCGGAAGAUCUCCAAUUUCUUCUCGAACCGGACCUUCAUGAAUGUGGCCCAGGAUGUCUCGACUCUCCACAUCGUCGACUUUGGCAUCCUGUACGGCUUCCAGUGGCCCUGUUUGAUACAGCGCCUCUCGACCCGGCCCGGCGGCCCCCCGAGGCUCCGAAUCACGGGGAUCGACUUCCCGUGCCCUGGCUUCCGCCCCUCGGAGCGGGUCGAGGAGACGGGCCGGCGCCUGGCCCGCUACGCAGAGACCUUCAAAGUCCCGUUUGAGUUCAACGCCAUCGCCCAGAAGUGGGAGACGGUCAGGCUCGUGGAUCUCGGGAUUAAGAACGAUGAAACCGUCGUGGUCAACUGCCUGUACAGGUUCCGGAACCUUCUAGACGAGACGGUUGUGCUGAACAGCCCGCGUAACAUAGUCUUGAGCCUCAUCAGGCAGAUGAACCCGGCCGUGUUUGUGAUGGGGAUCGUGAACGGGGCCUACAACGCGCCCUUCUUCAUCACGAGGUUCCGGGAGGCGCUUUUCCAUUACUCGUCGUUUUUCGACAUGUUGGACGAGAAUAUCCCUAGGGAGACCCCCGAGCGAGUGCUGCUGGAGAAGUCGAUAUUGGGCCGGGAGGCGAUGAACGUGAUCGCGUGCGAGGGGGCAGAGAGGAUCGAGAGGCCCGAGACGUACAAGCAGUGGCAGGUGAGGAACAUGCGGGCGGGGUUCGAGCAGCUGCCCCUGGACGAGGAGCUGAUGAGUAUAGCGAGGGGGAAGGUAAAAUCGUCAUAUCACAAGGAUUUCAUCGUGGAUGAGGACGGGCGCUGGCUGCUGCAGGGGUGGAAGGGACGCAUUGUGUACGCGCUUUCGACAUGGAGGCCCGUUUAUUGA